AAUUAUAACCAACUAGCAAGCGGCUACAAGAAGAAAAGAAAGCAAUGGGUUAUGACCUACAUCGUUUCCAGGGCGAGGUCGACGAGGAAUUAACAUGUCCAAUAUGUUCCGGUGUACUGGAGGAACCCUUACAGGCGGCAAUGUGUGAGCAUGCAUUUUGUCGUGCAUGCAUAAAUGAGUGGCUGUCUCGCCAACCAACAUGUCCUGUCGAUCGCAACUCUUUAACGACAGCAAAUUUAAGAGCAGUUCCAAGGAUAUUAAGAAAUCUAUUGGCAAGGCUGUCCAUAACCUGUGAUAAUGCUGCACACGGUUGCACAUUGGUACUAAAACUUGAUGCUCUUAAUGCACAUCUAGAAGAAUGUGAACACAAUCCAAAAAAGCCAUUGCCAUGUGAAAAAGGCUGUGGCAUUGUUAUACCAAAAGAUGAGCUCAAGGAUCAUAACUGUGUACGGGAACUGCGUGCCAUGAUAUUGACACAGCAACAGAAAAUGGUCGAGUUCAAAACGGAAAUAUCUGAUCAAAAUUUAACCAUAAAUGAAUUGAAGCGUGAAGUCCAGCUAUUUAAAGAUUUUAUGCGUGCUAUGCGUGUUUCCAAUCCAGCUGUGCGUGCUAUUGCCGAUCAAAUGGAACGUGAUGAAGUUAUUCGUUGGAGCAGUACAUUGUCUCGGGCACGUGUAACACGCUGGGGUGGUAUGAUUUCAACACCUGAUGAUGCACUACAGAUGAUGAUAAAACGGGCUUUGUCGGAAUCUGGUUGUCCCCCGCACAUCUUAGACAACCUAAUGGAAAAUUGUCAUGAGCGACGCUGGCCCCGUGGUUUGAGUUCUCUAGAGACAAGGCAAAAUAAUCGCCGCAUUUAUGAUAACUAUAUUUGUCGGCGGGUACCAGGCAAACAAGCUGUAUUAGUUCUAAGUUGUGAUAAUGCCCAUAUGUCUGAAGAUGUUAUGGUCGAGCCUGGUCUUGUUAUGAUAUUUGCUCAUGGUGUAGAAUAAAACGGUAUAGAUUAAAAAA
Molecule: messenger RNA, 1011 nt
Organism: Musca vetustissima
Lineage: Eukaryota; Metazoa; Arthropoda; Insecta; Diptera; Muscidae
Gene: elgi
Product: E3 ubiquitin-protein ligase NRDP1
Exons: 5
Coding region: 45-992 (315 amino acids)
Biological process (GO): protein K63-linked ubiquitination; tumor necrosis factor-mediated signaling pathway; positive regulation of JNK cascade
Cellular component (GO): plasma membrane signaling receptor complex
Molecular function (GO): ubiquitin protein ligase activity
Source: RefSeq, a predicted model, not a curated record